AUGGAAGCUACAGAUGUUAAGCCAGAAAUUGAGAUCAGAAUUGAUGCUUCCAUCAUCACCAGGAAAGAACAAAACGGCUGCCAACCUAAGGUUGACGAGCCAUCAGAGUCUACCAUUUUAACUAGGACCCAUGCAGGCUACUUCAGGAUAAGCUUGUCUUUUGGAGCACAAGCUUUGCUUUGGAAGAUCCUGAGUGAGCCUAACAAUAAUGGUUCACAAGAAGUCUGGCACGUAUUUCGUGUGCUUCCUUCAACUGCUUUUCUUUUUCUAUGGUGCCUUGCUCUUUUGAUACAAAUUUCCCUCUCUCUUAUCUAUCUUCUGAAAUGUUUCUUUCACUUUAACAUGGUGAAGGAAGAGUUCUUGCACUACAUAGGAGUAAACUACUUGUACGCUCCUUGGAUUUCAUGGCUUCUGUUGCUUCAAUCGUCGCCGAUAUCUGUUUCAAAGAUCGUUCCCUAUUUUUCUCUUUGUUGCAUCUUUGCUGUUCCUGUUGUGAUGCUUGAUAUAAAACUCUAUGGACAGUGGUUUACAACAGAGAAGAAGUUCCUAUCCACGCUUGCAAAUCCGACUAGCCAGCUAUCGGUAAUAGGAAAUUUGGUGGUUUCAAGAGCAGCAGCUCAGAUGGGGUGGAAAGAAAGUGCAGUCUGCAUGUUUUCUCUUGGCAUGGUGCAUUACUUGGUACUCUUUGUCACGCUUUACCAACGCUUAUCGGGUGGGAAUAACUUUCCUGCACUUCUGAGGCCUGCAUUCUUCUUGUUCUUCGCUGCACCAAGCAUGGCAAGUUUAGCUUGGAACUCCAUUUCAGGAGCAUUUGAUACUGCGUCAAAGAUGCUGUUCUUUCUUUCUCUGUUCCUCUUCAUGUCUCUGGCUUGUAGGCCAGCGCUUUUCAAGAAAUCACUGAGAAAAUUCAAUGUUGCGUGGUGGGCUUAUUCCUUCACACUAACAUUCUUGGCACUCGUUUCUGCUGAGUAUGCAAAAGAGAUUAAAGGCCAUAUAGCAUCAGGAUUGAUGCUUGUCUUAUCAGCACUCAUUCAUAUUGAAUGGUCUUCCACUCUUCCAAUGGAUUCUACUGAUAUUCAUCAGCAAGAAGCUUCAUAUGUUUUGCUCGCUUGA
Molecule: messenger RNA, 1113 nt
Organism: Dovyalis caffra
Lineage: Eukaryota; Viridiplantae; Streptophyta; Magnoliopsida; Malpighiales; Salicaceae
Source: the annotation of a GenBank genome assembly